Messenger RNA from Ectocarpus sp. CCAP 1310/34, 2221 nucleotides. The record is from the annotation of a GenBank genome assembly. NCBI's taxonomy places the organism in Eukaryota, Phaeophyceae, Ectocarpales, Ectocarpaceae.
GGCGAUCAAGGACAAGCUGGAGCAUGGGAAAGGACAAGAGGCGAAGGGCGCAGAGCAAGCAUUCUUCGCCGACGGUGAGGGCCGCAGGGAGCGGUACUCAAAGAGUCAGGGGCAAGGUCGUGGUCGUGGCGGCGGCCGUGGCCGCAGCAGCAGUCGUGGCCGCGGCGGCGGCGGUCGCGGCGGCCGCUCAGGCGGACCCGGAGGAGUCGAGGAGAGCAAGGAAAGCAACAGUGGAGGCGCCCAUGGCGGCGGUGGCGGGGACUAUACGGUCUCGGGCCGGUGCCUUCGACUUCGUGCCGUGGUGUGCGCGCUGCGAGGGGCGAGGCCACACCAAAGAAACGUGCGCGACGGAGGAGGCCGUCCUAGCGCAAGUGGUGGAGCAUGAGAGCGACGUGGACUCCGUGGAAGACCAGGCGUUUUGUGCCGUGGCAGUCCCCCCAGGCGAGAAUGGUACCGUUGGUGAAGUAGGUCUAGUGGGGGUUGUGGAACAAGGCCAGGCGGUGUACGUGGCCGACACAGCGGCCACGUGCUCCAUGUUCCGAUGUGCAGACAACUUCGUGAACUACCGUGAGCGUAGCGAUUGGGUGAAGGGGAUCGGAGGCGACAAGGUCCCCGUUUCUCUUCUAGGAUACGGAGAUGUGACCUUAGUCCUAGAGACGGAAGAUGGUGGAGUACCCGUACCAGUACUGAAUGCUGCGCAUGAGGCCCCCUACAACCUCCUCUCGCUGUCUUCGUUGGCGGAGGAGGGCCACACGUAUUCGGGGAUGAAGGGGGGCCUCACGCUGACCACGAAAGCCGGGGGGGACGUGUGGUUCCCCCGGACUGGAAAGCUGCUGACCCAACGAGGCUAUCAAAUAAGGCCUACGCUACACACCGCCUGUGCCGCACUCAUUGUUCCUGGCGAUGCGAAAGCAGCCCACCCCACUGACCUCAACGAGUACCACCUCGCGCACGGCCAUGCCCACGAGACAUUGCUCAGGAUCACGGCGGAGCAGCAGGGAGUGCAGCUGACGGAUGGACCGCUGCUACCCUGUCUUGACUGUUCGAUGUCCAAGGUACAGGUGAAACCCGUCCAGAAGAGCACGAGCACACGCGCACUGCCACCUCUCGCACAUGGCGAGGAGGGCGGGGAGGGUGAGAGCAGAGCGGAUGCAUCACGCCAAGAUUGGGGGGGGGGGAGAGACUCAGAGAGUGAGUCCGACCUCAACGUGAUGGAGGCUCGAGCGCCAGGGCUAGCGACGCCGUUUGUGCGCGAGGAGGCGCCGACGGCACCGGGCAACGGAAUUCCGGGGGACGGAGGCAGCGUUCCCCCGUCGCCCCCUUCGGGAAGGGGCGACUUCGGCGGAGGCAGUGACAGCCCCACCGACAGCAGCAGCAGCAGCAGCAGCAGCAGCCCGAGCAGCAGCACCAGUGACGCCGGCGGUGCCGGCGGCCCGGGCGGCGAAGAGUCCAGCGACCCAGGUGGGGACGGCGGUAGCGGUGGUGAUCCCGGCGACUCCGAGAACCUCGAGGAGAUGAAGUAUGAUCCAGCCGACGACCGCUACCCCCGCGGGCUAGAAGGGAAGAAACUCCUCUGGGGCGCCUCGAACGCUGGCCCGCUGCGCCAUGGACUUGAGAGUGGCCGCACGCGGAAGCAGACCCGGCGCGAGAUGCAGGAGGUGUUGGGCCCGGAACAGCAGGCGUUCGGGGCCGAGGUCGACGCCAGCGGGUCCUCGCAACCACUCCCAGACCCACAGCUAAGUAUGACCUCGCCAAUCGGGCAGGAGCCGAGUGAUGUGGAAGCAGUACCGAUGACGUACAAGGAUGUGAUGUGUUCCAAGCCGAAGAGAAAUGACGCGCCCGCGGUGGAUAAGCCUGUGAGGAAGGCGAUCGGAUGCCUGAUGUGGACGAAAGUGACGAGGCCAGACAUCGCCCUGCCUCUGAACAAGCUCCAGAAGAUCGCCCACUCACCCACCGGGAGGAUAUGGAACGCGCUUGUGCGGAUCAUGUCCUACCUGAACUUCACGAAGGACUUCGGCAUCACCUACGUACGAGGGUCAGGACUAGACCUUAGCGUGUUUGUCGAUGCCCGCUACGCUGAAAACGAAGUAGGCAGGCGUUCUACGACCGGGCUAGCUGACGUGAAGGAGGCGUUGUUUGCGUGGCGUUCUGUCGUCCAUAGCGCCCGAGACGAGUGGGGCGAAGAUCAAGGUCCUUGAGGACAACAAGGGGGCUCUCGCCU